Messenger RNA from Gekko japonicus, 1681 nucleotides. RefSeq names its product syntrophin gamma 1 (gene SNTG1). The transcript has 17 exons. NCBI's taxonomy places the organism in Eukaryota, Metazoa, Chordata, Lepidosauria, Squamata, Gekkonidae. Gene Ontology annotation, molecular function: structural molecule activity; protein binding. Bases 29 to 1597 code for a protein of 522 amino acids. Gene Ontology annotation, cellular component: dystrophin-associated glycoprotein complex; intracellular anatomical structure. The record is from RefSeq and is a predicted model, not a curated record.
GACAAAUACCUCUUCUGUGCCAUAGCACAUGGAUUUCAGGACUGCGUGUGAAGAGACAAAGACAGGGAUUUGUUUGCUGCAGGAUGGUAACCAGGAACCUUUCAAAGUGCGGCUGCACUUAGCUAAAGAUAUUUUGACGAUUCAAGAACAAGACGUGAUCUGUGUGUCUGGUGAACCUUUCUAUUCCGGUGAAAGAACUGUAACAAUCAGAAGACAAACCGUAGGAGGAUUUGGAUUAAGUAUAAAGGGAGGAGCAGAGCAUAACAUUCCAGUGGUGGUCUCCAAAAUUUCCAAAGAGCAAAGAGCGGAACUCUCAGGCUUGCUGUUCAUAGGCGAUGCAAUUCUGCAGAUUAAUGGAAUUAAUGUAAGAAAAUGCAGGCAUGAAGAAGUGGUCCAAGUUCUUCGGAAUGCUGGAGAAGAGGUGACCUUAACUGUGUCCUUUCUCAAAAGAGCUCCUGCUUUUCUAAAAUUGCCCCUCAAUGAGGAUUGUGCAUGUAUUCCUAGUGAUCAGAGUAGUGGUACAUCAUCACCAUUGUGCGACAGUGGAUUACAUCUUAACUAUCAUCCCAACAAUACGGACACACUUUCCUGUUCAUCAUGGCCUACAUCUCCAGGGCUUAGAUGGGAGAAAAGGUGGUGUGAUCUCCGAUUAAUACCACUCCUUCACUCUCGAUUCUCCCAGUAUCUCCCAGGGUCAGAUAUGUGCAGGCAAGAUGCAUUCCAAGUAAUAGCAGUGGAUGGUGUUUGCAGUGGCAUAAUUCAGUGUCUUUCUGCUGAAGAUUGUAUUGACUGGCUACAAGCAAUAGCAACGAAUAUUUCCAACCUCACAAAGCACAAUAUUAAAAAAAUCAACAGGAAUUUCCCCGUAAACCAGCAGAUAGUAUACAUGGGCUGGACAGAAGAACGGGAACAAGACUCUCUUCAGGACCGAAUGUAUACACCAAAGUUUCUAGCACUGAGGGGAUCUUCACUUUAUAAAUUUAUAGCACCUCCAGUUACUACGUGGGAUUGGACGAGAGCCGAAAGAACAUUUUCUGUGUAUGAGAUUAUGUACAAAAUAUUCAAGGACAGUGAUCUACUGGACCGGCGGAAACACUGCUUCGGUGUCCAAUCUGAAAAUGGAGAGGAUCUCUACUUUUCUGUGGAAUUAGAGUGUGAGCUCACAUUAUGGGAAAAGGCCUUCCAAUCGACAACUUUUUUAGAAGUUGAACGAAUACAGUGCAAAACAUAUGCCUGUGUGCUGGAGAGUCAUCUUAUGGGGCUUACUAUUGACUUUGGAAUGGGCUUUGUAUGCUUCGAUGCUGCAACAAAGGCUGUACUAUGGAGAUACAAGUUUUCCCAGCUUAAAGGUUCUUCAGACGAUGGCAAGAGUAAAAUCAAAUUUUUGUUCCAAAAUCCAGAUACUAAGCAAAUUGAAGCAAAGGAGUUGGAAUUCUCCAAUCUGUUUGCAGUCCUGCAUUGUAUCCAUUCAUUCUUUGCUGCCAAAGUGGCAUGUUUGGACCCACUUUAUGUUGGCAGUCAAGCCACAGCAUCUGCUGCUGCUACGGCUGCUGUUGCUACAUCUUCUGGCGCUAACAAACUGAAGUAUACAACUUGAAAUCUCCUAUUUCUGCACUUGCCACUUUCCAAGAAUAUAGAACACUAUGUAUAAAUAUUCAUUGGCCUAGCCCUUUGAAGAACA